AUGAACCAAAUAGCAUCUCUUUCUGGGGGGAUCAAGGUUACUGAAAUGCCAAAAAUUCGAUUUCGUGAACUAGAAAGACAUAUAAAGAAGGUGAGUUUCAGGUUGUCUCCAAAAGAGGUCGAAAUGACAUCUGUGAGGCCUGAUUCACCUGGAUCUAAUGAAUCUGUUGAUACAAAGAGUUUACCAAGACUACGAGGUGGAUUGGAACGGGUUCUUUAUCAACCGAUUAAUUUACACAAGUUGAAAGAUGCAAGGUCAGGAGUUUAUAAUUAUGAGGAAUCCUUAGAAGUUAUAACGUCACCGUCCCCACCAGUACCAUCAUCCCACUCUUUUACGCCGCCUCAUAGAGAUUCAGUAUUAUUAGACGUUGCUGCUAAAUAUAAUCGACGUUAUGUAUCGUCUACAAGUUCUAUGACAUCAAUUUUAUCACACUUACAUUUCUUAAUUUCAAAUCAUAGGAAGUUAAAUAUACAAAAUUCAAGUAUAACUAAGAACUUUCCUCAAAAAUCUUGCUCUCCCACUACGUCAGCUCAUUUGCCUGCUUCUGUAAUACUAAGGAAACUGAAUAAAGUAACUGAUAACCAUGAUGGAGACAGCAUUUGCUCGAUUGAUUCAGAUCCCUCAUUGGAUAAAGAAAUGAUAUUAUCUGCAUUAGGCCACACCCUUGAAGAGUUUUUAACAAGAGGUACCCAACAUCAUUCUCUAUAUGACAGAGUAUAUCACUAUUCAAAAAUAGAUGACUUCAUUUUAAGAUCUCAGUUGGAUUGCUAUGAUCCAAAAUUACCUGGAACUGGAGUAUUUGACUUAAAAACAAGAGCAGUAAGUGCUAUUCGAUAUGAUCUUUCAUAUAUUGAAAAGCAAAGCAACUAUACAGGAUAUGAGAUCAAUAAGUUGCACGGCCCCUAUGAAUCAAUGGAACGUGAAUUCUUUGAUUUAAUCAGAAGUGCCCUGCUAAAAUAUUCCUUACAAGCAAGAAUUGGUAAUAUGGAUGGAAUAUUUGUAGCAUAUCAUAAUAUAAGAAAAAUAUUUGGAUUCCAAUAUAUACCCUUAGAUGAAAUGGAUUAUAUCCUGCAUUCUGAUUCUGAUUCCACAUUUAAAAGAAUUCUAAGGAAAAAAGAGCGUACAUAUUGUGGAAUAUAUGGUGAUAAAAACUAUAUUUUAAACCAUGAAUAUGAAGAACGCAAGAUUGCAUCAUUGGUUGCUGACCAUGAAUUUAAGCUGUCAGUGUUAAUUCUGAAACAAAUAUUAAAAGAAAUUGAAAACCAAUUUAAAAUCAAAGGAGUAGAUUGGGAAAAAUUGAAAAUAUUAAUGAAAACUUACCCAACAAGUGAUGGAUCAAUUCUGAAAAUUGUAGCACUUCCAAUUGAUGUUGGGGCAAACGAUAAAACCGAAUCGCUGUCAUUCAACGAUUGUGCCACAACAGAUCAAGUUCUAGAAAGAGUUAAAGAAGUACGUAAAUUUAAUGAUGAUAUUUUGAAUGAUAAUUCUAGUGACAUUUUAGGAUUUGAAGUAAAAGUGUCCAACUUAAUGAAAGGUCAUAAAAGAACAAUAGCACCAUUGAAAUUUCCUGAACUUGAUGAACAACCACAGUUGAGUGCUGAAAUAAUGAAUUUUUGGCAAGAGCAACUAAAGAUAGACUAUUAUAAGGAUAGUAGUAAAUGGAGCCAUCCAAAUUUCAUUGAUCCAUUGGAUGUUUUAAAAUGGACAGUAAAUGUUGAUAUGCAACCAAUAAAGAAUAAAAAUAAUUUGAAAUUGCUAUAUAAGAAGCUUGCAGAAGAAAAAUUGAAUAUGAUUGAUGAAGCUUGUAAGGAUGACAUUCUGACAGAUAUUGAAGAAAAGCUUGAACCAAGCAGUAUAGCAAUAGAAAGAAUAAUGAAGUUUAUGAAACAAGAGAUGAAGCACUCUGAAGGUAAAUAUAAAAAAAAAGAUCAUGAGAAAAAUUUCGGUCACAUAUUAAGAGCUUACGGUGAAAAAAGUGCCCUAAAGAACCAGAUAUAA
Vanderwaltozyma polyspora DSM 70294 is the source of this 1998-nucleotide messenger RNA. It is a transcript of the gene PET127, whose product is annotated as Pet127p. Gene Ontology annotation, cellular component: mitochondrial envelope; mitochondrion. The transcript has a single exon. Gene Ontology annotation, biological process: mitochondrial RNA 5'-end processing. The record is from RefSeq and is a predicted model, not a curated record. The coding region runs from base 1 to 1998 and encodes 665 amino acids. NCBI's taxonomy places the organism in Eukaryota, Fungi, Ascomycota, Saccharomycetes, Saccharomycetales, Saccharomycetaceae.